Messenger RNA from Rotaria sp. Silwood2, 798 nucleotides. The record is from the annotation of a GenBank genome assembly. NCBI's taxonomy places the organism in Eukaryota, Metazoa, Rotifera, Eurotatoria, Philodinida, Philodinidae.
AUGUCAGCAGAAUAUCCAUACGACAAGAAGAAGUGCUCUUCUGAGCGUUUCCUCGAUGUAAAUAAUGAACCACAAGAAGCUCUAGGACCGUUGGAAAAUUAUGAAAAGAAGCCGUUGGUUUCAUUAGAAGAAGCCGUUAAACCUAUAGAACACUUGGUAUCCAAUAUAACAAGUUACAUCUGGACUGCAAAAGAAAAUUGCAAAAAGUUGGAUGACUCUUUAACUCUAGAUGAAGCAGCUGCAGUCCAUUUGUAUACUAUGCCAUGUCUAUACCAUCAAUUAAAUGCAGCAUUACGUUCAGAAAAGCGUGAGCAAGUAACACCAUACUACCUUUACUUGAAAUUGGUACUAACAGCACUUUGGAAACUACCUUCCGAGAAAUUUCUUGUAUAUCGUGGUGUUAAAAGUGAUAUAAGCGCCCAGUUCGAUAAAGGAAAGAAGUUCACAUGGUGGGGUUUCACAUCUUGUACAAGUGCCUUAGGUGUACUACAGUCAGAUUUGUUCCUAGGAAAAUCUGGCAAUAGAACGAUGUUUAUCAUUGAAUGUAUGAACGGAAAGAUAAUUCAAAAGUAUUCACAUUUUCCUGAUGAAAGUGAAGUCUUAUUAUUACCAUGCAGUUAUUUUGAAGUCUUGGAUAAAAUAGAUCAAGGAAAUGGAUUGUGCACGAUACAUGUUAAACAAAUACAACCACCCGUGCCUCUCAUUCAAUCACCUUUGUCCACCAGUGCAUUACCAGUGAAAGCUGCAAAUACGGGUAUACAUACUAUAAAUUUUAGUUGGAUGAAAGGCAAGCAUUGA